This is a messenger RNA of Hypanus sabinus (Atlantic stingray), 6423 nucleotides long. It is a transcript of the gene sh2b3, whose product is annotated as SH2B adaptor protein 3. The coding region runs from base 970 to 2751 and encodes 593 amino acids. The record is from RefSeq and is a predicted model, not a curated record. Gene Ontology annotation, cellular component: plasma membrane. Gene Ontology annotation, biological process: intracellular signal transduction. Lineage: Eukaryota; Metazoa; Chordata; Chondrichthyes; Myliobatiformes; Dasyatidae. The transcript has 8 exons. Gene Ontology annotation, molecular function: transmembrane receptor protein tyrosine kinase adaptor activity.
GGGACUGGAGGUACAGGCUGAAUAUGCUCACUCUUCCACAACGUUUUCUCCUUUCUCCGUGGCUGUGAGGCUGCCAUUUCCCCCCCCUCCCCCCUUUCCAGUCCUGAACAAGGGCUUUGGUGCGAAACAUCGACUGUUUAUUCAUUCCUGUAGAUGCUGCUUGACCUGACCUGCUGAGUUCCUCCUGCAUAGGGUGCUAUGUUGUUUUCCAUCCCCUGUUGCCUUUAAUUAGGACUGAGGCCAAAAAGACUCAGUGACAGUUUGUAGGUUGAAUCUUAUCCUUCCAGUAUCCAUGGCCUGGUUCCACAACACUGCAGUAUGUCUACCAACUAAGUCACUGGAAAAAGCUCAAGCUAAUUCUCCAAGGCAGUGCUGACUUUGAGGAACAGACUUUGAUUUGCGGACAUUAUUCUCAAAUGCUGUAUAAUGUACAAAUAAUAAGUGUAAAGCCAAAUGAAGCAUGUUUUGGAUACUUAGCUGUGAACUUUGAUUUCUAUCACUGAGUUUUAUAGGUCAACUUGCCUACUGCCUGUUACGCCACUGGCGUUUAGGACAGCAAUGAAGGUUCCUUCAUCUCUGGUGAGGUUCAGGACUUCCUUCAUCAUGUCAGAAGCUUCCUAUUAGUUUUCACCGCUGUCAGCCACGCGAGUCCCGGGUGGAGACUCGGGAAUACCGUCGCACUCAGAUGUAGAAGCUUCCUUCAUUGCUGUUUCCAUAACAAUUUUGUUUUACCAGUUAGGGUUGUUGGCCCUGAGCUAAACCCCUGAACCUGGAGGUCUGGUGGACCACUCUUACUCUGGCCUCUACCUUUUGACCUGUUUCCUGCCAAGAGCCAAAGCAUAAAGCCCCGACUCCAGCCAACGUAGCUCUCUGGGUCACCGAGGCACGCAAGCCUCCGAACCUUACGGCAAGGCUGGGGUCCUCUUGGAGGUUGCAGAUCAUUAUAAUUCCACAGUGCCAGAUGUUGCAAUGAAUGGCGACACUGUAGAACAAGGGUCUCUGACACAGCCACGUAGCUGGAAGGAGUUCUGCGAGCUACAUGCCUAUGCUGCUGCUAAGGAACUUGCCAGGCAGUAUUUGCUGUUUGCAAAUGAAAAUCCAAAUCACGACUUGCAAGGGGCUGAAAACUUUUCUUCAUAUUUUACUGAUCUCUUUCAGCAGUACUUCAGGAAUGAGGUAAAAGAGGGAUUUAUUAUGAACAGGUGUACUAUCAUGCCCUUCAUGGGAGUACAGGAUUACAGGGAGACAGGCAAGAAGAAUCCUGAUGGCUCCUCUGGUCUGGUUGUGCCCAAGAUGGAAGCUGAGGUGAACAGUGCAGAGGCGUCUGAAAGGGGUUCUGACACGCAGCUUCUGUUUUCAUCAAAAACUCGAAGCUCUGAAGAUAUUUCAUCUUCUGCAUGCCCCUCGCUCGAACGGCCAAAAGCAUUGACGCAGUUUACGAAAACUGUGGGGGAUAAUAUACGGGGUCUGUUCCGGAGAAAGUCCACAGAUUCUACAGUGGUUGAAAGAAAAGGGGGAGCCUCCUCGGUGGCCAACCAGUCUGAAAAGGAAUGGCUGAAAAAUCUGACUCACAAGUUCAGUCGUUCAAAAACCCUUUCGAAAGAAGAGGUUCAUGACAUCCGCAAGGAAGAUACUUUAAAUUAUAUGGUGGUGGAUGACGUCAGCAUGGAUGUGGGGGCACGAUGGCAAAAAUGUAGGCUGCUGGUGAGAAGAGCAAAGUCAAACGAAGGCCGUGGAUUCAUCUUGGAGUUGUUUGAUCCGCCAAAGUGUUCCAAACCGAAGCACAGCACUCCUUGUUCUGCAAUUACGGAAAUCAGAGCAUGCACUCAACUGGAAACUCCAGACAAACUGUAUACAUUUGUACUUAAGAUUCUGCAGACUCAGGUCAAAAGCCACUUGGAGGUGAUUUUUGAGGCCGUCAAUGAUCAGCAGUUGAACCUGUGGACAACAAAUAUCAGAGAAUGCAUGAAUCCGUGGUCAGAGAGAAGCGAGGUGGAGCUGCUCCCUACUCCUCGCACUGGCUCCGUGCAGACGGGCACUGUUGACUGUGCCCCGGAUUCAGUUCACCAGGGAGCCGCACAUCACUGCGUGUCAGAACAGCCCUACCAUAAGACGGACCAGCUCUUCUCAUCCUAUGCCUGGUUUCAUGGUCCAAUCUCUCGAUUCAAGGCAGCUCAGCUGGUACAGAUUCCUGGAACUGAGGGUCACGGGGUCUUCCUUGUGCGGCAGAGUGAAACACAGCGAGGAGAAUAUGUCCUUACAUUCAACUACCAGGGGAGAGCAAAGCACUUACGACUGCUUGUGACCGAAACUGGGAAGUGCCUCGUCCAACACUUCCGUUUCCACUCUGUCACAGAAAUGUUGAACUAUUUUGGAACAUUUGCAAUUCCCUUGGAGUGUGGUACAUCUCGAGAAGUCAAACUAUCUAGUUAUGUGGUGGCAAUUCCUUCACAGCAAGGAUCCUUUUCACCGCGCAGUGCAUUGGUGUUGCCAUUUUCUAUUCAUCGCUCAAAUUCUGAACCCAACCUUGCCCACGUGAGUCCUUCUGGCUGCAAUGUAUCAGAAACUACUCAAGCUGGACCAGAACAGGUGUUGCACACAGUGCCCCCUGCUGAGGAAUCUUUCAGUGGCCUGAGACGCAGUGGUUCAGUGGUUGUGCCAACUAGGCACCAACGAGACUCAGACUAUGACAUGGAAUCAGCUGCCAGGGGUCAUUCACGGGCCAUUGACAAUAAGUACAUGUUCCUUUGAACAGGUCUUGUAGACAUAUUUGAUAAAUCAACACUGAAAAUGGUUUCAGGUUUUCUCUGAAAACAUGAAUGUAUUUUUCUGUUUCAGGGUUGAGCAGAAGGCAAAGGUGAGAAACCUUCAGACCAAAUCCUUGUUUACUCUGAAAUGUAUUCUUUCUAUUAGGCCUGUUGAAGGGUCUGUUUACAGCAUUAAUUUUUGUAGCUUUGCUCAUUUUUUUUCUUAACAUAUGUUUAACUAUGUCCCCACUGGACACCUCAAUGAUUGUCUUGUACAAUUUGUACAUAUGUAUUAAAUAAAAAGUUUAAAGUACUUCUUUAUAUAAUGUUAUUUCCAUUAACCAUACUAAAAUGUAAAAGUUCAUGAUUUUAAAUACAAGCACUUGCAGCAUUUAAAGGCUAAUUUGCAGCAAUUUUGUUCAGUUUACACGUUCUUUCUAGUUUAAUGUCUAAUUAAGAACGCCUCACUUGUCUGUGCUUUUGGAGAAGGUUUAACUGACAGUUCAGGAUUGUAAACACUAAGGUGAUGUAAUUUCUGGAAUGUUUUGAAAACUACAGGUGGAACUGGGCAUCCCUUCCCUAUUAUGGCUACUACAAAAUUUACAAUGAGCGGUUGCAAACAUAGCUUUGGUUAUAUUUAAUGACAGGCAGAAAAUCUGUGGUUUUUUUUUGAAGGGUGAAAACAAGUAGUGUCUCUGAGGUACAGUAUAAAGAAUAGUGGAUUUAGUUUAGUCAACAUGCAACCCAGUUAAAUGGAAAAUGCAAAUACUGGGGUAGCCUUAAUGAGAAGCGAGGAAAGCAAAAGACAAGUUAAAGACCUUUCCAAAAAAAAUUAAUAAAUUUGACUUGCUUUAGCAUGACUAGGUCAGUGAAUAAUUUGUAGACAUUCUGGAUCUGAUGUACUGGGUGACAGUAAUUUUGGCUUGCAAGUUUGGGGAAUGGGGGCAAUGGAAAUGUUGAGCAGAUAAGCAUAAGAAUAUUGAGUUUUUAAAAACUGAGUUUGCUACAUUAAGUUAAUGCUUUCCAAUUGCUUUAAGUAUUGUGUUAUCCUGUAUUCUUCAAAGUGCAGAAGCAGGACAGAAAACAAUCAUGCCCUUGGCCGUAAGACUAGCAGAACUGUAAAAAUGGUUCCUGUGUGGGUGUCACAAAAGCCAAAGUAACUUAAGACAAUCUCCAUCUAACAUUAAUUGGCAUAAUUAGGAUUUGUUGUCCUUGAAGUGUGCAGAAUACAUCAGAGGGCAGAAUCCCUCUUAAGGUUCAGGUGCACCCUCUUACCUGGAACAGCAACUUGGUCCCCAAAGAUAGCUGUGCACAGUACAACAUCUUGUAGCUUGCCAUAUAAACUCCAGUGACUAUAGGGCUAACCAGCUAAACUGGCUUUGUCAUUCCAGGAAUGAAACAGUGACUUUUCUGCACAGCCUGUAAUACAAAUAUAUCCUUAAAUAUAUUUAAGGAGAAAAAACUGCAUCAGCACCCUGUAAAGGAGCAGCAAAGUUUUCUGCUUUGUUUCGAAUUGUUAAUCUGGCUGCCUCUACAAAAACUGCACUUGUUGCUGAUCAUUCUUCUGAUUUGUCUGCAGCAUAAUGAUGUGUAUCUAUUGGUCUUUUUUUUAAGAAAAAGGAUAAGCAGUUCAUAAAUUGCCACAUUUAUAAGCUAUCUCAAGCUUAAAUUAAAAACUUAUUUCUUACCCAGAACACAUUUCAAAAUAAAACCUUUUAUCCAGUAAUUUAAUGAUUAAAUUUCAAUUUGUCAAAAAUACCAUCUGUCAAGAUAUAACAGAUUGUCUGCAGAGUUGAAUUUGCAAAGAGAUAAAGACUGAAAAUUAAGGUUUCAAAAGCUCUAAAUGUUGCAAUCCAUUGAACAGCAUUGAAACCAACCUUGAAAUAAUUAAAAGCAUGUUUUAUUUAGAAUUGGCAUAAAUACAUUAGUGUUUUUUCCCCCAAAUAUUCAUGUUUCACAUUGCACAUUUGAAUCAGUAAUAAUUAUAUUUGGAGGUAAUCUAUUUGAACUGUUAUUUGGUAGAUUUUUGUUGGAAUGACGUAUGCACAUAGAAGAAAACUUUAUUCAAAUUCUGCUCCUGGAAAAAUGCAGAUACUUUGGGAAGGUGAGCCACAACAGACUUCCCACAUGGUCUAAAGGCUGAUCAUAAGACACAGGAUCAGAACAAGGCAGUUCAGACCAUUGAGCUAAUGGGCUUAGUGCUCCUCUGUCUUAGGAUCUAAACUUUCACAAAUAUCAUUCUGCGUUUUGCAGCAGCAAUGGAACUUAGGAGUCACUCUAUUGAGUUUUACUUAAUUCCUCUACAAAUUCUGGUCCAUGUCAGGCUGAUUGCUGAACAAGCUAUCCAGCAACCUGGGUGGAGCAAGAUGCACUAUAAAUAACCAGUGACCAUCAAACUUGCAUUUAAUUAGUAACAAUAACAGCAAUAAUAAUGCAAUCAAUUUUUGUGCACCAGGUAAUUUGAGCUCAUUCCUUUGUUUAAGAUUUUAUUUAAACAAUCUGGAGCAGCUAUUGGACCAGCAAUUUACAUUUCUGAACCAGUGCCAAGUUCAAAUGCCACAAAAGUACUUUGCUAUCCAAGUUCAGCUAAUUAAACAAAUUAUGGAAUUUUAAAAGUACAUCAACAAUGAUAAUCAGGAAAGUACCUGACUUGACCCUCCUCGGCUUAUACCUCACAUGGCCAACAGAGAUUCCAGUCUUUCGGUGCAAUGUGAUUCUUGACUUCCAUCUGAAAUAGUUAACUGCAGGUUCAAUUCAAGGAGAAUUCUGAAUGAACAUUAAAUGUUAGCAUUGGCAGCACUGCCCACGUCCCAAAAAUAAAAUAAUUAUUGACAAUAUUAUAUCUAUGACAAGUGUUCCAGUCAGGGGGAAAAAAGCUUUAUUUGCCUUUGAUGCUCCAAUAACAGUUGAAGAAAUUCUAAGCUCCUGUUAUGGAAUUUAUAGUAAUUCAGGAAACACUAUUUUUAUUAUAAAAUAUCUUUUGUAUGAACUGUGCCUUCAGUUUUAAAGUACUAGAUGCUCUUUCAUUUCCAAUCAUUUCACCAAUGAAGCCCGGUCUCAAUUUGAAUUUCAGUGAACUGUAGAUUUGGUUUUCUAAGCAUAGAAAUUGUGCACUGAUAUGAUACACUACAGGUAUCCGUGAUUAUUUUGAAAUUUCAAUGUAAAGAAUGCAAGCAUUAAAUGAAAUUUGGUAGUCAAAUGGUUAUUUGAAUAAAAGAAUUAUAAUUGUACAAUUUUAGUCAGUUAUUUGGUUGCCAAUGUUUUUAGCAAGGAAAAAGUGUAAUGGAAUGCAGCAAGAUUAAAAAUUAAAAUGUAUCAAUACCAAAUUUCAUUUAGUGGCUGCUGUAUACAAUUGAAAAGUGCACUUGGACUUUAUUAAAAUUAGGGGAUUACAUCAUGAAAAUGCAUGUUGAAGAUUCUAUCAGAUUGUUCGCUCUCUAGAUUAAAUUUAUACGGUGCAGUCAUUGUUUAGAAAUGCUCAUCUCAGUUACCAAGCAGUGUUAACAAAUGUUCAGAUUAUUUUACAUGAUGACUGCUAUGCUGUAUUUUUGUCAAUUAAUAAAACUGUCCAAAUCAUUGUUAUUGGCAAUUCUCUUUAGUUGAUUCUACUGGAAUCAAUUGUACAUUGUAUUUGGAGAAUAAAACCAGCUGCUGCAUUAUUAAAUCUUUGACUGCA